AUGAACACUAAGGGGAAAACACCCGGAAGCGCCGGGAGAACGGUCAGAGCAUCCGUACAACAACAAAACGGACUUACCAUGCGAAAGCGCGAUAUGACCCCCACUAGAAAUACAAAUCUUGUUCCCAACGCAACAUUCGUAGGAGAUCGAUUUCUCGGAGUUCGUCUUGAUCAAGACGAAUUGGACCAUGCCAAUCAUUUAAUGACCAGUCAACUUUACGGCAAUAAAGAGAAUUUGAAUUCCUCUAUGUCCGAACCAAACAGUCCUGAAAGGAAAAGUGCUGAAGGAGAAGCUCUCAAACAAAUGAUGCGUCACAAGUCGGCUGGUGUUUUAACCGAUGCUGAGGACGGAGACCGUAUUCUGUGCUAUAAGAAGAACCUCGCACCGCCACCUGCCAUUGGAUAUAUAAAUCAGGCAAAAGUUUUAUACAGUACAAACAACGUGAUCAACCCAGCUUCAUCAGUCAAGAAGUCAACAAGACAUGUAAAAGAGACAGCCUCAAAAGUUCUUGAUGGUCCUGGACUUACAAAGGAUCUGUACUCACGCCAUCUUGACUGGGGAUGUCACAAUUGGGUGGCUGUUGCACUUGGCUACGAGCUUUACCUUUGGAACACUGAAACCUGUGUCAUCAAGAACUUCUUCGAAGACAAUGCUCCCACGAACGAGGGUCUUAUCACUUCAGUCCGAUGGAGUCAAGAUGGACGGUAUAUCUCACUUGGUUAUGGAUCCGGUGCUAUCUAUGAUCCAAACCGCCCAAAGACUACUGAAUACGUAAGAGAGUUGAGAACACUUCGCGUUGGAGGAGCAUCCCGAUGUGCCUCGAUCGCCUGGAGAAAACAAGGUGUGAUGACAUGUGGAUACAAGUCGGGAGAUAUUGUCAAUCAUGAUGUCCGUAUCUCUCAACAUGUUGUGAGCUCUUGGGGAGGUGAAAAUGGUCAUAGCCGUGACAUUACUGCCUUGGAAUGGUCUAGUGAUGAAAACAUGUGUGUUAGUGGUUCUUCGGAUCGCACGGCCAAAAUUUGGGAAGGACGUUUUGUUAGAGGAGAUGGAGUUAUUCAAGACCCGGAACCUCAAUUCACGAUCGAUGAGCAUACCGGACAAGUUCGUACCGCCCAAUUCUGCAGUUUCCGAGAUGGAAUCCUGGCAACUGCCGGUGGAAUCAACGAUGGAACCGUAAAGCUGUGGGAUGUGAAGCGACAAUGUCAAAAGGUUCGAGAACUAAAUGUCUGUGAGACUGGUGGAGUUGGAGGUAUCGUGUUCAAUCGUCCUUACUCCGAAAUGCUCACAGCAUCUGACGAUGGAUUCCUACGGAUCUAUAGAUUCAAUGCGAACUAUAAGUUGUCUCACGAAAUUCAAGCAUCCAAUGAGCCAAUUAUGGAUCUUGUCGGAUCGCCAUACGACGAAGUUCUCAUUGGAGACAUGGAAGAGACAUUGAAGGUGUUCCAGUUGUUCAGUGUUGACAAGAGCACUAAUAUUUUGGACAGAACAGGUCCAAAAAAUGUUGGUUUGAAUGUUAGAUAA
Molecule: messenger RNA, 1521 nt
Organism: Caenorhabditis remanei
Lineage: Eukaryota; Metazoa; Nematoda; Chromadorea; Rhabditida; Rhabditidae
Exons: 10
Coding region: 1-1521 (506 amino acids)
Biological process (GO): positive regulation of ubiquitin protein ligase activity; anaphase-promoting complex-dependent catabolic process; positive regulation of anaphase-promoting complex-dependent catabolic process
Cellular component (GO): anaphase-promoting complex
Molecular function (GO): anaphase-promoting complex binding; protein binding; ubiquitin ligase activator activity
Source: RefSeq, a predicted model, not a curated record